Molecule: messenger RNA, 3269 nt
Organism: Dufourea novaeangliae
Lineage: Eukaryota; Metazoa; Arthropoda; Insecta; Hymenoptera; Halictidae
Product: membrane-associated guanylate kinase, WW and PDZ domain-containing protein 1-like
Exons: 11
Coding region: 213-3221 (1002 amino acids)
Biological process (GO): signal transduction
Cellular component (GO): cytoplasm
Molecular function (GO): protein binding
Source: RefSeq, a predicted model, not a curated record
UGUCGUGUGUGAUGUAGUUGUGUGACGAUCGCGGGUACAUUUCUCUCCGCAAUCAUUUUGAAAAUGAUUAGUACCCCGAUGGUUCCAAAGUGAUUCAGUGCCGAAAUAUUUCAGUCCGUUUUCACGGCUGAGCCACAAUGAUUGAAUCAACCGGGAAUCUCGUCGAUCGUGAUCACCCGAGGUAUUAAGGCGGAACUCGAGGAAAUUGUAAAAUGGCUACAAAAACAGAAGACACAACGUCCAUCGAUAAUACUAAUGAUGGAGAAAGCAUGGACAGAGAGGUAUUAGCUAUCAGUGGAAGUGAUGAAACUGGUCAUCGUAUUCCACCUACGUAUUUGUACAAUUCAGGUUCUGAAUCAAAUGCAGGAAUAUCCAAUCAAGAGCAGGGCAAUAGAAGUCGCACUCAAGCUACAGAAGACCAGUUAGGACCUUUGCCUCCAAAUUGGGAAAAGGCAUAUACAGAUACAGGAGAAGUUUAUUUUAUAGACCAUAACACAGGUACCUCACACUGGUUGGAUCCACGUUUAUCCAAAUUCCAAAAGAGAUCUUUGGAAGAAUGUUUAGAUGAUGAACUACCAUAUGGUUGGGAGAAAAUAGAUGAUACUCUUUAUGGGACAUAUUUUAUUGAUCAUGUGAAUCGUAGAACUCAAUAUGAAAACCCAGUAUUGCAAGCUAAGAGGGCUCAGCAAAGUUUAGGAGAAAGAAAGAGCCCUAAUUUCACUAGAAAUCCUGAGAACCUAAAGGGUCAGAGGAUAAGGACCAUUUUAGUAAAAAGUUCAAGAGGACUAGGGUUCACUAUUGUCGGUGGGGAUGACUCUGUAGAAGAAUUUUUACAAAUAAAAAGUGUUGUACCAAAUGGACCAGCAUGGUUAGAUGGAAAAUUACAAACUGGAGAUGUCUUGGUAUAUGUUAAUGAUACAUGUGUUUUGGGUUUCACGCAUAAUGAAAUGGUGAAUGUGUUUAAGUCAAUUGUUAGUGGUGAAACUGUUACAUUAGAAGUAUGUCGAGGUUACUCAUUGCCGUUUGAUCCAAAUGACCCUAACACAGAAGUUGUUACUACUAUUGCUGUUAAUGCACCAGAUAUUUUGACAGAAGAUCCUAGGAUGUACAUGGACCUGGAUCCUGCUCUACAAAGCAACGGUCGUUUCAAUUUCCUAGACUCUACGUUUUUGCCGGUACAUAGUCUCCAAAAUGGUGAAAAUCUUGCCACUACAUCUGUAAACUCAAUGCCAGAUCUCUGUAUCUCUGAUAAGAUUAAUACUAUUAAAAGACCCAGUAGCACGGAUAUUCUUCUGUCGGAGAGCAGCGAUCUGAACGACUGUAAGGAUUCACCAGUGCCUUCCAAGCCUGAAUUUCUUAGUAUCGCUAUUGUAAAAGGAACCAUGGGAUUCGGAUUUACAAUAGCGGAUUCUGCUCAUGGUCAAAAAGUGAAGAAGAUCUUGGACCGUCAACGUUGUAAAAAUUUAAUGGAGGGUGACAUUUUAGUUAACAUAAAUGAUAUUAAUGUGCGAAACAUGUGUCACUCCGAGGUGGUACAAGUUCUGAAAGAUUGUCCCCGCAAUGAAGAAGCAUUGAUACACGUACAAAGAACGACAUCGAAGUCAAACGAAAAGAAAGAGAAGAACUCGCAAGAAUUUUUCCGGAGUAAAACGCCAACUGCUGAUAUCUACAGCACUCAGACGAAGACUGUUGUGCCGAGUCGACCGAAAACACCGCUCAUAGAUACCAGAAAUCGUCCAAAAUCUCCAACGAAUGCAAUUAGGUCCAAUUGGAAUGAGCAAAGUGAUAAUGAAUUAAAUCCGCUUGAUAACCGAUAUAAGUACUCCGAAUAUACUCAUGGCAUGUAUUACACUGAUCCGUAUAAGGCAAACAUUACGAACUUAUCCGAUAACUUCGCCGCAAUGACCAAUUUAGACGACGAUUCUGUACGGAAUACUGUGAAAAGGGACUGGGUUACAAACGAUAAAGUAAACAUAAACAACGAUGUGUAUUCUAUUGAUAUACCUCAUCAUGAUAAUAUGUUAAAACAAAACGGUUGUUUGCAUUCGGAUUACUAUAAAGAAUUAUACACGUCACAAUCUCAUUCCCAAUACAGUGAACAAGACUACAAUGUAUAUUCUAUUGGUCAAGAGCAAAAUGUUGAUACUGGUGAAAUAUGGGAUAAACGCAAAGAGACUACGAGUUUUGAACACGAACAACCACAUUCCAGUUCUAUACCGCGAUACCCUCAAUAUACUAAUGAACUAGUAUGUCCGAUCGUGCCUGACAUAGAAUGGAUAGAAACACUGGUCACAUUAAUUAGACAGGAUACAGGAUUCGGAUUUAGGAUAGUGGGUGGCACAGAGGAAGGAUCUCAACAGGUCUCGGUUGGACAUAUCGUACCUGGUGGUGCAGCUGAUUUGGAUAGUAGAUUAAAUACAGGGGACCUGAUUAUGUCUGUCGAUGGUGAAAGUGUAUUGAACUCGUCUCAUCAUCACGUUGUUCAGUUAAUGAUCGCUGCAGCUCAAAAUGGCAGAGUUACUUUGGGGAUACGUCGUAGAAUUAACACACAAGAACACUUGCCGGACAAUCUUCAGACUCCGUACAAUAGACAAAUGAAUCUUCAAUAUCCUUAUGAUGUGACAGUUACUAGAAUGGAGAAUGAAGGUUUCGGUUUUGUAAUAAUUUCCUCGGUUAACAAAGCUGGCUCGACAAUUGGUAGAAUAAUCGAAGGUUCGCCCGCGGAAAGGUGCGGACGAUUAAAUGUGGGAGAUCAUAUUCUUGCCGUUAAUCAUGUAGAUAUUACGAACGUUUGCCACAAAGAUAUUGUGAAUUUGAUUAAGGACUCCGGGUAUUCUGUUACUUUGACAAUCGGUUACCCUCUUGAUGAUUGUUGCAGUAAUACGUCUCUGUCUCAAAAGGAUGAACCGACGUGUGACGGAGAUGGAGGUCAGUACCACGCCGUUGAAUUAACGCGUGGAACUCGAGGAUUUGGUUUUAGUAUUCGUGGAGGACGUGAAUUUCAAAAUAUGCCCCUAUUUGUGUUACAAAUUGCUGAAAAUGGUCCCGCAUCUAUUGAUAAUCGAUUAAGGGUAGGCGAUCAGAUAAUCGAGAUAAAUGGAAUUAAUACGAAAAAUAUGACACACACAGAGGCGAUCGAAAUUAUACGAAACGGUGGACCAUCCGUUCGACUUUUGGUUCGACGUGGUUGUCAGAUGCCUUCAGUGCGAGAGUUAGAUUAAUACUGUUGCGCAGUGCUAAGAGAAUCAGUACAGAAGUGUCUGGUGCAA